CUGCGCGCCACAAGACGCAUAGUGCAGCGUACAUUCAUAUUUGGCGCCAAUUCAUUGAUUCACCGCGCAUGGCCCACUUCAUUACCUAAUCAACGCUCCCACCACUCAAUUACUUAAAUACCUAAUUAUCGAUUUGUUAUUGUUGUGAAAGUGAUGUAGUGAGCGAGUUUAGUGUCAGUGGCGCGGAUAUUAUCACAUGCGGCAGUGUAAUCGGUCACGCAGCGCUCACUGUUUAGAAAUCGCAUUCUCUUAACCAAAAACGGUUCCAUUGUUUUACUUUGUAUAUCAAUCAUCUCGUCGUUUGUGUGUAGACACCCUUACCGCUCGGCCGGGAGUUGUGCUUCGUGCAUCAUUCAGUGCGCCCGCGCCCGACGCCCGCGCUGGCAGCCCGCGCCGGCUGCGCUGCCCGAGCGUAUCAUGAAUCUUUUCACGCAGUCCCGCAUCACCGUCGACGCUGCGCUGCAGGCCAUCGAGAUCGUUGAACCGGCGCCGGAGAACUGCCCCGAAGUCGCCCUGCCUCCCGAGGGAAACGUCAAGAUUCGCAACUACCGAAUGUUGAACGAAAACCUUUGCGCAUAUUCCCCCACCGGUGAUAUCAACACUUCUCCCGACAAAGGGAAACUGGUGUCCAAAUAUGAUGUUUACUCCACCCUGUCUCCACCACGACAAAAAAUCUUGGAGCUUUUAAGGCCGGAGGACCCGGGCAGAGACGCGUUGGAGGCGAUAGUGAUGCCCGCGCCGCGACGUGGCCUCGCACGGCCCUUCGACGAGGACACCAGACGGUUCCUGCAGAGAGCGCUGCUGUCCCCGAGCCCGCAGAUAUCGAACACGGACACACCUGAACCUCGUCUCUCCGAAACUACAGAUCGGGACCAGAAGUCGAACGAGCAUCAAUCGAUAAAAUCCGAAAGAUCUCUGGCCGACGAGUUAAAAGAGGCAGAAGAGGAGGAAAAGGCGGGGGGCAUCAGACGCGAUCUCCUUCGGGAGUUCAGGAAACGAGAGGGAGGUACGAAGGAAGCUAUGGAGAGGGAGAGGAUGGCGAAGUUAGCCCUGUCGGUGGAAGAGGACGAGGAGGAGGAGUGCGGGCUGUCCGGCGCAGCGCGACGGCUGGACGCGUUGCUCGCGGAGUCGCGCAGCCUUCACGAGGAGUUGGCGGGUAUCCACGAGGACAUGCAGGCGGAGAGUGCGCGGGCGCGGAGGUGUGCAGCGGCGGCACGACUACUGGCGGCGGAGUCGCGAGCGCUGCGCUACCUGGACGACGUGGUGGCACUGCUCAACGGCAACGUGGCCGCCGCCCGCCGUGCCCAAGCCUGGCCCUUUGCCCUCGGCCGGCGGGAGCCCGCCAGAAAUUACAUAGUCUGAUCUCACCUCACCUAGUAAAGAUAGCGGAGGUACGUGAACUCUAAUCAUCGGGGAACAGCACACGCAUUGAUACCAUUACGCGAACGAUCUUCAUACUCUACCAUUGACACUAACACGAUAAGGACAUUGAAAACAAAUCAAUUAAUCGACGGAUUUUAAUUUAAAUUGUUUGUGAGGGUUUUAUUACUUAUCAUAAAAAUUAACUGAGGAUAUUUAUCAAUAUACAGUAGCUAUAAACAUAUCGCAGAGAAAU
This is a messenger RNA of Papilio machaon (common yellow swallowtail), 1615 nucleotides long. RefSeq lists its product as uncharacterized. Bases 418 to 1362 code for a protein of 314 amino acids. The record is from RefSeq and is a predicted model, not a curated record. Lineage: Eukaryota; Metazoa; Arthropoda; Insecta; Lepidoptera; Papilionidae. The transcript is spliced from 3 exons.